Molecule: messenger RNA, 1963 nt
Organism: Aureobasidium pullulans EXF-150
Lineage: Eukaryota; Fungi; Ascomycota; Dothideomycetes; Dothideales; Saccotheciaceae
Exons: 2
Coding region: 25-1791 (588 amino acids)
Source: RefSeq, a predicted model, not a curated record
AACACACACUGUUCACCAAACAAGAUGACUGGUCAGGAUGCGCCACCACCGCCACCAGAGCCGGAGGUCACCAAACCGACUGAAGACAGCCACUCUGAACACGGUCAAGACGAUUCUCGUUCACGCAAUCUGAACGAGCUUUGCCCGGAAAUUCAGGCCAACAUCGUCAAGCACAUCUAUCGACAAUCAGAUCUCAAAUCGCUCUGUCGUACAUCAAAACGAUUGUACGAUGUCGCGGUCAAGCUGCUCUACUACACCGUGAGCCUGGAAAUAGGCAGACGAUCAGAUUUGACACUGAGUGCAAUGCUGAAGUCCACCAAUGCUGGAUUGAAAUGGAUCAGAGUGCUCAGAAUUCAGAUGAACGAGUUUCGAACCAACGAUUUGUCCGAUGCCGACAACUCACGUGCUCAGCCGGUGAUCCGAAUGCUCAUCGAUCACUUGCCUGAGAAUAUUCUUGAAGACUUUGAGUGGUCCCCUUGGCUCGCUUUCGAUGAAGAAACUUUCCUGAUACUUCUCAGCCGCCAGAGGAGGUUGAAAUGGCUGACUGCCUUCAGACUCGACGGAGCGGGUGCUGUCGAUAAACUCGAGGCCUCAGCACCUUACUACGCAGACCUUUACAAGAACUGCUCAAAACUUGCUGUUUACCCGGAUUCAGUGCCAACUUUGGAGCUUGGUCGAUUCUUCCUGUCGAACAUGAAGACGCUGACCGAGUUGAUUCUGCACACCAACUUUUCGCAUGGUCCUGUGCACUACCCGACACGAGAGCUCAAUGACAGUCCCACAGGGCCAGGACUCGUGAACAGAACUCUGUUUCAGCACCUACUUCCAUUUGACAAAAUCAUUGACCCACCCUUUGUCCACCUACGUUCCAUUCGCUUGGUAGACGUUGGCCUCAGGCAUUGUGCGGACACAUACGGUCGCCUUGUUGACUUCACUCAAAUCGAGACGUUGCGUAUUGUCAAGUGUUCUGGUGCAGACGCUUUACUCUCGUUGCUCUGCAAGAGUGCUCAUCUCCCUCGCAAACUUCGCUGCCUGGAGAUCCAGCACAACGACAAUUCGGACAAUGAUGCCUUGACAGCCAUCGACGAUUUUUUGUGCCUCGUCGAAGGCAUUGAGGACCUUUACAUCGACCUGACAAGUGCGAAAGCUAUGCCGAGUGUCGAUAGCAUCAUCAAACACGGUAAAACUUUGGAAGUGCUUCUUGUCCACGCUUCGGAGAACUUGAACGAUGAACUCGUCUGGACCAAUGACGAUUUCCAACGUCUCUGCUCGAGUGCUACGAAACUGCGUCAGAUCAGUUGCGCAUGGCCACCUACAAGCAUCCUGAGGACUAACAGUCCCUCCUGGGAUACAUACCAAUUCAGCAUCCGCUCUUUGUCACACCUGAUAACUCUGCAUAUCAGUACUUUCCCGAGCUGCUCACCUCUCAAGGCCAACCUCGACAGGUCCAUGUACACUGAGCUGCUUCGCUGGCAAGCUGGUCAACUGUUUCUCUUCACACCAUUCACUUCUUUGCCUACACAUUCGAGCCUCAAACUCAUUGCGUUUGGAGUUUCCGAUAAGAUCCCCAGCCGCCAAGACAGCAACAACCAGCUCAUAUUCCUUCGCUCAACUCUAACCAACGCGGAUGGUAGAGAAGAGGUAACGGCAGUGCCAGUCAGCUGGGCACCGAGGCAGUACAUCGAGCCCAGAAGCGACGUUCUCGAUUAUGAGCUCAGUAGAAGGCCAAAGAUACCCAUCAGAGACUAUGCGAGCUAUAUGGACGAAGACGAAGACGAUGAUAUGGUAUGAGAUCCAUGAUGGAGACGAUCAUGGCGUUGCUGACAAUAUUGCUGGAGACGAUCUCGCCAAAUUAAAUGGUCCACGAGCUAUACCUGCGACCGACAGAGGGACGGGUCUAUGGGACGGGCCAGACAGAUACGCGGAGAGAAUUACGAACACAAACAAAGAUAUUCAUACUAUC